This is a messenger RNA of Cladophialophora immunda, 1472 nucleotides long. RefSeq lists its product as uncharacterized. Lineage: Eukaryota; Fungi; Ascomycota; Eurotiomycetes; Chaetothyriales; Herpotrichiellaceae. The record is from RefSeq and is a predicted model, not a curated record. Gene Ontology annotation, cellular component: nucleus. Gene Ontology annotation, biological process: regulation of DNA-templated transcription. Gene Ontology annotation, molecular function: DNA-binding transcription factor activity, RNA polymerase II-specific; transcription cis-regulatory region binding. The transcript has 4 exons. Bases 62 to 1444 code for a protein of 460 amino acids.
CGACAUAUCUCCCCAGGCCACGAGGUCUCUGGACGAUCCUCUGCCUCGUGGUAGUAUCAACAUGGAUACAAAUACUCCGGGUUACGUUCAAUCUCUUGGAGUCUCAUUGUUGGACGUUAUCGACGCAGGUACAUUGGAAACAUCGUCGACAACGCCCACUACGGAUGGAACACGCGCGUCAUACGAACCCUCGCAAGCCGAGGCAGAGGAAUUUCUUGCAAGUUUCCGGACGUACAAAUCAAGAUGCUUUCCCUUUGUCCACAUUCCCUCCACUACCACUGCUAGCCAUCUUAAGCAAGAACGUCCGUUUCUGUGGCUUUGUAUCAUGUCAAUCGCCUCGAAAUCAACUUCACAGCAACGGUUACUGGGCUCAAGAAUACGACAUCUCAUCGCACAGGAAGUGGUUGUUCAGUUGAAUAGGAACAUGGAUCUUCUCUUGGGUAUUUUGGCUUUUAUCGGUUGGGCCACUGUUCAAAUCCAUGACAAGCCGUUCCUUUCCGUUUUCACUCAGCUUGCCAUUUCUUUGGUUUCUGAACUUGGUCUUGCCAGACCCGUUCCCAAGGACUCGCAGAUGGGGCUAUGCGGUAUGCCCAAGCUUUCAAGGCCCACGACUCCUCGUACAAUGGAGGAACGCAGAGCUGUGCUUGGUUGCUUCCUGAGUACAUCAAUAGUAUCUUCCUUUCUCCAGAAGACCGAUGCACUCCGUUGGACGCCACACAUGGAAGAGUGUCUUGUUAUCUUGGACGAAAAGAAAGAGUGUCCCAACGAUGCAAUUUUGGUACAACAAGUACGGUUGCAAUUGAUAGUUGAGAGCCGCAUGCCGCUUGAACGAAGUCUCUUGGAUUUGCAAAAUCUCAAGACGAGUCUUGUCUCUGCAUCUCAUAUAAGUGACGUGGUGCUCUUGCAUUUGUACGGCGCUGAGUUGGACGUCAUACUUUCAGAGUUUCUUCACACUAAUGAAUUGACCCUGGAGCAGUGGCAAUCCCUUGAUGUGGCCCUUGAGUCGAUUAAGUCCUGGUUCAAUGUCUUUUUUACGAUACAACCCCUCGCCUACCUUGGACUUUCUCACUUCAUCUUUUUGCAACUGACCCGCUGCAUAAUGAUACUCUACCGGCUCAAGACUCUUGACGAUUCAACGUGGGCGGAGAAUCAUGUCUGGAAGACGGACGAAGCACUGCAAGUCUUGGAUCGAGUUCUCAACAACAUGGAGCAAGUGACGUUUCUUGGUGGAUUCGACAACACUGAUUGUCCCGACGGAGACGUCUUUACUCGAACAGCACGUAUGUUUCGAUCCCUUCGACCGGCGUGGGAAACAAAGCGAAAUUCGGUUCAGAGCAAGUCAUCUCCGCAGUAUAUUGAUGAUCUGAUUCUUCCGGAUUUAAUUGGCACGGAUAGUUUUGACAUUGACUGGUUUACGGAUUUGUUUCUUUCACCCAAUCAAUAACGCUGGAUCCAUCAGUAUUGGUUUGGUG